Lichtheimia ornata is the source of this 915-nucleotide messenger RNA. RefSeq lists its product as uncharacterized. Gene Ontology annotation, biological process: double-strand break repair via nonhomologous end joining; response to X-ray; DNA recombination. NCBI's taxonomy places the organism in Eukaryota, Fungi, Mucoromycota, Mucoromycetes, Mucorales, Lichtheimiaceae. Bases 1 to 915 code for a protein of 304 amino acids. The record is from RefSeq and is a predicted model, not a curated record. Gene Ontology annotation, cellular component: DNA-dependent protein kinase-DNA ligase 4 complex; nucleus; DNA ligase IV complex. Gene Ontology annotation, molecular function: DNA binding. The transcript has 10 exons.
AUGGUACACUAUUUCUACAAAAACGACUACAAGAACGUCCAAGUCUAUAUUGACUGCCAUUGGCUCCAUAAUGUCGACCUCUCUCAAGAGACAAACGAUACCAUUUGCGAGAUUACAGUCACCGAUCGCUCAAGCUAUUGGACUGGAACUGUGACCCGCCAAGACCUGGAGAACUUUGUACGGCAAGGGAUCACUAUCGACGAGAUCAACAAAGUAGUGACUGCAGGCCUUCAAGGAAAGAGCGAAUACAAUGGACAACCACUUCGAUGGAAAGUGACCACAGACAAACACAAAUGCAAGCUUGCUCUUCUUAGCUACAUGGGUGGGAAACUACCGUAUGAAUUGGGUCACGUGGAGAUCCCCGUUGUGCCAGAAAAAGACAAAGAAAAGGUAUUGCAUGCCUGGAUGGAGAACUCAGUACAGCAAAACGCACAGCACAUGAAAACCCAGGAAGCACUGCUGGCUCGCAACAAUGACCUCGUCGCUCUUAAAGAAUCCUUGAAGAAUCAAAUUGAGGCUCUGGAAAGGGAUAAGCUGGAUGCCGAUUUCUCCAUGUUUCAUAAGUUUAAGGAUAUUCUCAACAGCAAGAAACGCCGUAUUCGCUACUUGACUAUGGAAAAUGAUAGGCUAAAUAAGGAACAUGACGCUGCACAGGCCAAAAGUGAUACCCAAGAGAACAAAGAGGCAGGUGUGGAAACAAAGGAAUCAACGCCGCCGAAAAAGGAAGCCGUUAGAGGUAGAAAACGCAAGGUUGAUACCCCAUCGCAGAUUACGGAAGAAGAUGCCAAUGUGCCAUCACAAGCUUCUGCUAUAAGCACAGGCUCAUCCAGUGAAACCGAUGAUGGCGAGAUUGAUUUACCACGAACCAAACGUAGAGUGAUUGUUAAUCAGGCUGGCCCAUCACUCAAGAGAUAA